CGCCAGCUAUGCCUUCCUCCAAUCUGCACAAUGCAAUCUCCGGACCAGACCGAACAACCAAGCAAGUCAGAAGAUAAAGUACCAUUGCUCUGCUCGAGAUGGCUAAGAAAAAGUCCAACAACCUCAGCGGCGAGACGAGAACCUCAUUCACAUUCCCACACCUGAACCAGGACGUUGCCGACGCCGUUUCUGACCAAAUCCCCUCCGUAUGGUUCAACAGAAAAAUCAACCAAGAAUCCGACCGGAGAUAUUCAACUUCUGUGAUCGGGAGAUUCACUUGCGACAAUGGCGGCAGCUGUUCCAAGGCAGCCUGGAGCAGCGGGAAAGUGACUAUAGUCAUUAGAGGGUAUUCCGACAACGGAUACAACGCAGUCGUAUACAACCAGCGUUGCAAAGCUUGCAAGAAACUAGGAACCCUUACUCUGGAUGAAAAUUCGUACGUCGAGCGAGUUGCGUAUCGAUUGAGGAAAUGGGCUGGGGUGGACUUGGAACGCCCUAUCUAUAGCAAAAAGGAAACUCCUCCCCACAAAAGGGAACUUUGUGAGGGUUGUAAGAGUGGUCAUUGUGAGGCCUAGGAGUGUUCAGCACG
Molecule: messenger RNA, 589 nt
Organism: Colletotrichum phormii
Lineage: Eukaryota; Fungi; Ascomycota; Sordariomycetes; Glomerellales; Glomerellaceae
Product: zinc-binding domain-containing protein
Exons: 1
Coding region: 99-575 (158 amino acids)
Source: RefSeq, a predicted model, not a curated record